AGCCUUGAGUGCUGCCUUGACCUCAGCAAUUUGUAAACUUAGGUGUACGCAUAUAGAUCUAUAGAUACUUUUCAUCUACUUUCGGUUGAUUUUACAACUUUUAACCAAAGCUAACCAUGUCUGAAGGAAGAAAUGUUGUCAUUGCUAUGGAUGGAAGUGAAUACUCAGAUUACGCAUUUGAUUGGUUUAUGAAGAAUGUACACAAACCAAGCGAUCAUGUAGUAUUUGUACAUGUUCCUGAAUAUCACACCGUCGUACAGUCACCAAUGGUUAUGGCUGAUGUAACAGUAUUAACAGAUCUGUGGCAGGAAGAGGAAAAACGAAUUAAAAAACUGCUGGAAACUCUAGGACAGAAAAUGAAGGACCAUGGAAUCGGUGGUAAAGUAAAGAGUGUUAGUGGAAGUCCAGGUGAAGUCAUCUGUAAGGUAGCCAAAGAGGAAGGAGCAGGCAUGAUUGUCAGUGGCACCAGGGGUAUGGGAACAAUCAGAAGAACAUUCCUGGGUAGUGUCAGUGACUAUGUCAUCCACCAUGCCCAUAUACCAGUACUGGUUGUACGUCAUCAAGACCAAAAACAUGCUCACCAAAAGUAGACAUUUAGUAUUAUCCAAUUGGUGCUAGUUGGAAACAAAGAACUGAUUAAAGCACCAAGACUGUAACAAAUGAACAGCUAUAUGUAGUUCUUUUUUAUAACAAAUAUAAGUUUUAUAAACAUCAGUUGAUUGAUUGAUUGUUAGGUCUAUAGACGGAAAAGAUUCUAAGACUUGAAUGAAAAGUUUGGUUUAAUUUAAUGGUUGUUGUCUAGAUGUGGGAACACAUUUUUUACUUUGUAUUUGUCUUGUAUGUUAAAUAUAGAUUCAUGUAACCCUAUUUUAAUUCAAAUUAUAUAAUCUACAAGCAAAAAUUAUUCCAGUAAAGUAUCUUAUUGUUAAAUCCAAAAAUUAUUUCAAAAAUAUGGUAAGAAAAGUAUAGUGGUCUAGCAUUGUACAGUAAAGAUCAGUAAAGAUUAAUUGAAUUUGGUAAGAGUAUAACGGAAAUCUCAGGAAUUUUAUAGUAUUCAAUAAAAUGAAAAGCAUAUGUGUGUAUUCAUGAUCUACCAUUUAUUCAGAAUUCUUAUACAAUAAAAAUUCUACACUGUU
Molecule: messenger RNA, 1136 nt
Organism: Mytilus trossulus (common blue mussel)
Lineage: Eukaryota; Metazoa; Mollusca; Bivalvia; Mytilida; Mytilidae
Product: universal stress protein Slr1101-like
Exons: 4
Coding region: 117-590 (157 amino acids)
Source: RefSeq, a predicted model, not a curated record